UGUGAGCCACACACAUGCAAACUAAACGGACAUUGGAGCACCAACAAGGGAACCGUCCUGCCGCAACUCUUCUGCUUCUCCUGCCGAGGAAAGUGACUGACUUUGCAGUGACACAGCGGCUUCUCCUCCCGCUCUGCUGUCCUUCUGUGUUUACGGGAAGUAAAGUGGAAUAUAACCUGAAACUUUUGCCACCGCUCGGACCAAAGAGAGGCUGAUCCAAGGGUAACAUGAAACGGGGGCUGAAGGACCAGAAUGGCUGCACACAUUAAACACCUGGAAUUAUACUUUCUUUGACGAAGAAUUGCCAAAAAACUCUGGAACAAACUCUCUUGAACUCCUACAGAUCUUAGUUUUAAUUUCUCUCUGUGGAUUAUAAGUAACAGGCUGCCAUCAUGCCUAUUCUCAAGCAGCUGGUGAACAACUCGAACCAGUCGAAGCGGCGGUCUCGGGCUGAUCUGACUGCGGAGAUGAUCAGCGCUCCAUUGGGGGACUUCCGCCACACCAUGCACGUUGGCAGGGGAGGGGAUGCCUUUGGGGACACUUCGUUUCUUAGCACCCGAUCGGGGGAACCUCCCAGGGAGCCAGAACCAAAGCAGGGCUCCCCGGGGCCUAAACCGGGGCUGCUGUCCCGCACAUUCAGAAGCAGCAAGCGAUCUCAGUCGGUCAACCGGGGGGACAAGUAUGACUACAAUAUGAUGGCGCCUUCCGGUGGCUCGUCCAACUAUGUGAAAAACGCCAUAUCCCUGCCUUACCUAAACAAUGAGGAUAUUAACAGAGGCAACCAACUGCCCAAGAGCGUUUCCUCGAGCCCCAUGAAGAGGCUGUCGGAGCACGAAAGCAAGCCGGUAAACGGAGCAGCGGCAAUGGCGACAUUGGAUGCAGAGUUCGAUGAGCGGAACUUCGGGGAACUUACAGAUUUGCCCCCAUCCAUGCCCAAGGGAGGCGGGAUGAAGCACGCAGAGUCUAUGAUGUCCUUCCACAUCGACUUGGGGCCCUCCAUGCUCGGGGACAUCUUGAGCGUGAUGGAAAAGAAAGGCUAUGAGGACGACGACCUGGGCUACGAAGAGGGCAAGGGCAGCGAGGGCCGUGCGUCGCCGUCCCUCAUCCCCCACAUAGAUGACGAUGAAAUGGAGGAGCGGGCCCCGGCGAGGCCACCUCGCACCAUGUACCAGCAGAAGCCCGCGGUGGAUCCCUACACCCCCGAGCUGCAAACAAGAAACAACCACCACAACCUGGACAGCUGCUCCGUGUCCAGCUCCGGCUCGGUCACCGAGGAGAAACCGCAGUACCACAUCCACGACGGCGACACGGACAGUGCAAAGUACAGUUCACCUCGUGGGGAGGAAGACAGAGAUUUCACCUUCAUGGAUGACGACGACGACGAUGAGAUUAGAGUGUAGACUGAACUGGCGUGACUGCCGUGGGAAAGACACUAAUGGAGAGGCUGGAAAAGUCAGAGGAGGGAUUUAGAGGCAGGACCACAUCUGCUUUAAGCUUGUUGCAGAUCAAUCUAAUCUCUGCACACUUUGUUCAACAUCAUAAAUAAAACCAAUUAAGCCUUAUUCACUGUGCUGUAGUGAGGAUAUGAGCUGAGGCCGUGUUAGAGUGCAUACAGACUGGCUCACAAAGUGGAACUCUUGAAAGCUUUUGGAUUUGUUGUCAUUAUUAUUUGGGGGAUUUCUCCAUUUUCACAUAAGACUGGCUCCUGUGUUAAACCCACGUCCUUCUAAAAGGUGCAUUUACAAGCCUACAAGGAGUUAAGGGUGACCGUAGGGUUCAGGAACUGUACCCCCAGCUGUCAAUCAUACAAAUAUCACAUUUGGUGUGAGGAGAAGGAUAUGCAAGGUCACAAACCAGAUGUGGAAGUGUACUACAGAUUCUGAACAAGGAAGAGGGAAAGGACAAGAAGUGAAAGUAAGAUAGCUUUGUAAUCCCUGAGUGUGGGAGUGAUCCUGGAGCCUCAUCUGCCAACGACAAUAUCUUGGCUUAGACACUAAAUGGAUAAAGUAGCUAUUACUUUUGUCUAUAUCAUGAAUUUAAGAAGUGAUUUCUGCUAUUUUUUACUUUAUUCCGUGUACAUAGAGUAUCUGGAAGUCGAUCUAUAGUAGCCUGUUGUAUUUGAGUUUGGUAGUUUAUCAUUUUUGCCGCUGUCUCUCUUUGACAUAGUCUUCAUUUUGUUAAAUUCACAGAGAGCUGUGGUAUUUAUUCAUUAAUUUUAUAAGGGAUGGAUCAUACUUAAUGUGCACUGCUAAGUCUUAAAAAGUUUAGAUUUCGGGGGUUUUCUGAUAUGUUGAAUUUCUUACAAAAACGUCUUAAGGGUACUACAGAGUGAGCCAGCUUUUCUCUUUUGAAGUUGACUGCAAGGCACUUAAGUAUUGGACUCAAGUUGACAUAAAAUUGCCUAAGUCACAUCAAUCCUGCUAUUGCUGUCAUGGUGAGGCUGUAUUAGGUGACAAUGACUUCGCCCGCUGCUAGUGAAGGCUUUUAAUUAGAAAAAAAAGUGAAUUGUCAAAAAAAAGAAGGCCUUUUGUAUGUGUUUGGGUCCUGGAUUUUUCUUUUUUUUUUAAACACCAGGGCAGAAGGUGGUGAUUGUGGCUAAUUAUGUGUAUUUCUGUGUCGUCACAUCUCAUUCCACAUCAUUACUGAGGUUGAUAGGAUUAGCAAGUCAGCAGAAAGGCGUAAAAAAAAAAGUUUGAAAGGGAGUUGCUGCAGUAGAUAAAUUAUUAUAUCAAAAUUAAUAGUUCUGGCUCCAUCCAAAACACAUCUACUCUCCAGACGCGUGUUCAGGCGUGUCUCUGAGGAUGUAAAAACAUGUACAAAGUGUUAUUAGAGCGCAGCUACUUAAUAGACGGGCAUCAGGUAUGUCUCGGGGCGGUGAGGGUGGCAGAUAUUUCCUGAACCGGCCCCACAAGUGAUACUAUUCACCUCCUUUACACAACCCAAAUCACACAGUAGGAACAGAUGAUUAAAUCAACCCAUCAUCUGGCCUUUCCCUGUCUACUCAUUAAAUGUGCUGGAUUAUUGGCCCCCAACCAGCUGGAACUGCUCCAGAAACAGCGGGGUCAGGAACAGACAGGUGGGCUGUUUCUUGUGUUUGGUCGGUUUCACAAUGCGAGCUCACUCCGUAGACUCCCCCAGUUUACUCUCAGUUCUAAAUAAAGCAGAAAAACGCUGCUUUCUGGUGUCUGUGAUUAACGUCUGACCUUUUUUUUUAUUAUUUGGUGUUAGAAAACUAAUUGCCAGGUUUGACACAUGGGAGCAUUGGAUUUCCUGUUGUGCCAUUGAUGCAGGGGCGUGUACAUAGACUCAGGAUGCUGUGCCGUUCUGCCUCGGGGCGUUGUAAUGUUUUGGAAACACGUUUGAAUGAACAGGCUGCAAGAAAAUAAAAGUGAUCUGGAGGAAAUUGCCAAGUAUGUUCUAACUAUAUUAUUGGGUAACAUUAGUUUGAUUCUUUUUCUUUUUACUCAUGUAUAGAGAUGCAGUAUGAUUUGAGUCAGAGCUCUUUAAUAUUUUGAUGUAAAUGGGCCAAAUUUUCUUUUACUUUGUGGAUUGUUUGGGCAGCUGCAAUCCUUCAUGUUCAUCACCAAGAACAAAAACACUCCUUAUUUGUCCUUGUUUUAAUCAAGUCAUGUAAAUAUAAUUUGUGCCAUGGAUGAUUACAGUAAACAAUCUUUUGUUAUCAGCAGUGAGACUCUGUGGUACCGGCGUGAGAACCUGAAGAAUGUCAGCAGCGCUAAACACUAAACGGCACAUUUGUGGCCAAUUGUAUUUGCAGUGGAGAAUUAUGGGAAAGUAGACGAAAUUACGCUGAAAUACUUUCUUGUAAUUGUCUAAAAUCUGCUGUGUUUCUCUGUAGGAGACUCCUAAGUAGGCCAGAAUAAACCAUUCUGCAAAUACUUUCUGCCCCAGGUCUGCCUAAAAGUUUUCCAUGCCCUGACAGCUGUGGUUUGUUGAGUGGCAAAAAAAAAAAAAAAGAUAAGGACUGCGAAAAACAACUGACUCCAAGUUCUGCUGUUGAAUGUUUUCUUCUUUUUUCUAUUCAGUGGCUGUAGUGUAAUGCCAAGUAUGCACUGUUUUCCUUUCCUACUCCUUUAUUCUGGUUUUACAGUAUAUUAAUAUAUUUACCUUCCUCACUUUCCUUUCUUUGAAAUAACAGCUAUAUUUUUCAAUAAAAGAGAAAGCUGGUAAUCUUUAA
Centropristis striata (black sea bass) is the source of this 4195-nucleotide messenger RNA. RefSeq names its product CDC42 effector protein (Rho GTPase binding) 4b (gene cdc42ep4b). The transcript is spliced from 2 exons. Lineage: Eukaryota; Metazoa; Chordata; Actinopteri; Perciformes; Serranidae. The record is from RefSeq and is a predicted model, not a curated record. The coding region runs from base 393 to 1400 and encodes 335 amino acids.